This is a messenger RNA of Melampsora larici-populina 98AG31, 1592 nucleotides long. RefSeq lists its product as uncharacterized. The record is from RefSeq and is a predicted model, not a curated record. NCBI's taxonomy places the organism in Eukaryota, Fungi, Basidiomycota, Pucciniomycetes, Pucciniales, Melampsoraceae. The coding region runs from base 464 to 1141 and encodes 225 amino acids. The transcript is spliced from 2 exons.
CCUGAAUUCAAGUCUACGAUUAUACAAUAUUGUACGACAAUUUUGGUUAAACUGCUUGCUGCAAAUCAAGAUAAACACAGUUUACGAUCUUGCCUGACGAGUGCAGUCGUUCAGAAUAUCAGACUGUGCAUUAUUCCGGUCUCGUUGUUAUUUAAAUCAUCCUGUCUUUGUCAUACCUUCUCUCCUCCCCCCUUCUUGUUGCACCUAACGUCCGCAAAGCCCCAUCUUCAUAACAUAUUCCAACACCUGUGCUAAAGAUUUUACGCCUCAAAUCCAUUUGAUCUAUCGCUUCGCGUCUUGCGCUGUUGUCUUAAUUGCAAAUUCGCGUCAGCAAUUUCUCAUACAUAUACAAAAGUUGAAUCAGUAGUUUUUGUUCAUAUAGUUCCUCUUUACGACCUCGUAUCGAUCAGCCCAAAUUCUAGGCAGCAACUUCGGCCAAGUCUCCAUUCAAAGUGCUUUGGAUAUGUCUCAUCGGCCCUUGUUGCCCAAAAACGUCAAACCACGUCACGGAAUGAAUCCUUUUAGUCAAUCAUACUCUCCUCACUCAUCGACACGUUGGUCACACCAAACGAGUUCCCGUUCUAUGGGAAUCACCCGCACGCUAUCCGAAGCUCUCAAAAGGGCCUCAAAUACGCUCAGUAAUGUUCGCUCAUCAUCAAAUAUGGAGUAUACCCAACUCCGUCUUAGCCCUCAACCAAAGGCAGUACCCAAAGCUUCAAAGAGGCGACCAAGCCUUGCACGUUCUGUGACAUCGACCCUUCAUGGCUUCUUUGACGUUAUAGAACAACCGAUUGUACUAUCAGAUCAACCAUGUUCAUUGUUUGACCGAUGCUCUUCUGUAGCCGGACUCUACGGUGUUAGGAAGACUAAGCGGCCAAGAAAUUCUACUGAACAAGAUUGGGACUUCAGAUGUCGAGGGGAAGAAACAGGAGUUAAACCUCGUGAUGAGAAUGAUAGAAAGUUAAUUUAUGAAUCAGGUUCAUUUUGGAUUAGUAGCUUCAAGUCCAGCGGCAAAUUAUCGAAGUCUUCCGGUGAUUUAAUCGGUGCCUCCAACUACGAACUGCAAUCAUACACUCCACGUUUUUCACCAAAGAAUAGUUACUCAGAUGAAAAAGGCUGCCUAAUGCGUCCCAUACGCUAAAAUGGGUUACACGACCUGUGAUACUCACUUGAACGAAACCUGACGCCAGGAGCGGAUGAUUUGAUGGAGUUCAAUGUAAUCUAUUAUCUUCUUGCAUAUCAUUGAUGCGUCCUUCUUUUCUUUUUCUUGAUGAAUUAAAAUCUCCCUCAGUGUAGUGAUUUAGUUACUUUACAUACUGAGUUUGUUGUAUCCAAGGAUCCUUCUUGCAAGGAAAAGAACCUAAUUAUUAUUUUGCAGUCUUCUUUAUUGUCAUUUUCAAUUUCCCUUACGCAGCGCGCUUGUGCUUAACUCUUUAAUGAUACAUGUCAUCUUAUUGUGAUAUCUUUAUCUUUAUCAUCUUUAUUGAAAAUGUUGCUCAAUAUUUGGUUUUGUAUUAUUUCUCUAUGUUUCAGUUGAUUUUCUGCUAUAUAUCAUAGAAUUUAAUCCUUUGCUAUCCUGUUUUGUCUUUACU